This is a messenger RNA of Apaloderma vittatum (bar-tailed trogon), 2284 nucleotides long. Its product is annotated as FH1/FH2 domain-containing protein 1-like. Gene Ontology annotation, biological process: cortical actin cytoskeleton organization; actin filament network formation. Gene Ontology annotation, molecular function: actin filament binding. NCBI's taxonomy places the organism in Eukaryota, Metazoa, Chordata, Aves, Trogoniformes, Trogonidae. The record is from RefSeq and is a predicted model, not a curated record. Gene Ontology annotation, cellular component: cytoskeleton; cytoplasm.
GCUGCGCCAAACUGCCCCUGUCUGGCGGGAGGAUGCCCCCUCCUUGCGUGGGGACAAGCCUAUUUUGAGGAAGUUUGAAGCUCGCUUCUUGGAGAACCUGGCUGCGGCCCAGAAAGAAAAGAUCUCUUCCAUGGCCAAGGGACGGCUUGAUGUCCUCGGCGACGCUGUGCUGGAGCAUCCCACCCAUCUCGCAUGGGACAGGGACAGCGGCACCACUGAGCCCGGGAUGGAGCCCCCCAACAGAAGGUCACGCCUGGCUCGGCUGGACGCCACCGACUCCUGCAGCACCAUCUCCUCUGACACCAAGUUCAUGCUGGACAUGCUCUACGCCAAAGGCUCCUCAGAGCUGGCGAGGGAAAAGGUCUUCCCUGAGGUCCCAUUGUCCCCUCCGGUCCAGAGUGAGGUGAAGAUGGACACCGAGGGAGGUGGCAGCAGGGAGCAGGAGGGCGCCUGGCUCUGUGGCAGGGCUCCCGAUGGGCCGGUGGCCAGCGCCCACGCCAAGCUGGCACGUGCCAUGUCCAGCAUAGAUGCUGAGACCCACACGCAGAAGCUGGAGAACACGGGGAUGAUGCCCAUCAAGAAGGACGUGGAGCUGACGUGGGAGCGGCUGGAGGCCAGCCCCGUGCAGCUGAAGAUCAAGGACCUGGACUUCACUGAUCUGGGGGAAGAAGAAGACUUUGAUGUCCUGGACAUGGGGCCCAUGGCCAAUGGCUCCUUCCUUCCCCCUGACAUCAAAGCAACGAGCGCUGGGGCUCUCAUGGUUCCCCCCGUGGCAACAGAUGGCCCCUCCCAGGCCAAGAAGAAGAGGACAGUGAAGCUCUUCUGGAAGGAGCUGAAGCAGCUGGAUGGCACUGUGGGGCCGGGCAGGUUCGGCCAGGGGACACUGUGGGCAUCCCUGCAGAACGUUGAGGUCAAUGCAGCCAAACUGGAGCAUCUCUUUGAGUCAAGGUCAAAGGAAGUGCCAACUUCAAAGAAGGCCAUCGACGGGAAGAAGGUGGUGGUGGUGCUGGACCCCAAGAGGAGCAACGCCAUCAACAUUGGCCUCACGGUGCUGCCGCCCAUGCACAUCAUCAAGACGGCCGUGCUCAACUUUGAUGAGUUUGCAGUCAAUAAGGAGGGGAUUGAGAAAAUCCUGACCAUGGUCCCGACCGAGGAGGAGAAGCAGAAGAUCCAGGAGGCCCAGUUGGCCAACCCAGACGUGCCCUUGGGCUCUGCGGAGCAGUUCCUGCUUGCCCUGUCUUCCAUCAGCGACCUCACGGCCAGGCUCCAGCUCUGGGCCUUCAAGCUGGACUACGAGAGCCUGGAGCAGGAGAUUGCAGAGCCGCUCUUUGAUCUGAAGGUGGGCAUGGAGCAGCUGGCCAAAAAUCACACCUUCAAGUGCAUCCUGGCCACGCUGCUGGCCAUGGGCAACUUCUUGAACGGCUCCCAGAGCAGAGGCUUUGAGCUGGGCUACCUGGAGAAGGUCUCGGAAGUGAAGGACACAGUGCACCGGCAGUCCCUGCUCCACCAUCUCUGCCAGAUGGUGGUAGAGAAGUUCCCAGAAACCACUGACCUCUACUCGGAGAUUGCCUCCAUCACCCGCUCCGCCAAGCACGGGCCCAAGCCAGUGCUGAAGAGCAAGCUGACGGACUUCCUCAAAGACAGCACCCAGCGCAUCGUCGUCCUCAAGGUGGUGCACAGGCGCGUCCUCAACAGGUUUCACUCCUUCCUGCUGUACCUGGGGUACCCGGCGAGCGUGGCGCGGGACGUGAAGGUGACGCAGGAGUUUGCCCUUGAAUCCCGCCCCUGCCGGGAGCGCGUCCUGCAGCAGCAGAAGAAACGGGCCACCCACCGCGAGCGCAACAAGACCCGGGGAAGGCUCAUCACCGAGACCGAGAAGUUCUCCGGCAUCGCCGAGGCUGCUUCGCCACCUGCCGUGUUGUCCAGCGGCCCUGAGGAGCAGAUGGAAGUGGGGCAUGAGAGCAUGAAGAUCUUGCUGAACUCCCCCACUGAUGUCCCUGCCCGCCGUAGCCGGGCCAGCCGGGGGACAGGGCACGUCAGCCCAGCCCAGGGUUCUCCAGCCCAGGAGGAUGUUCCCAGCUCCCCAGAUGAUGCUUCGGAUGAAAUCAUGGACCGGCUGGUGAAAUCGGUGACUCACAACGCCAACCCCCGGCCCUGCCCCAACAAGGAGCGCAGGAGGUCCCGCGGCAAUAGGAAGUCCUUGAGGAGGACGCUGAAGAGCGGGCUCAGCGAUGACCUGGUGCAAGCGCUGGGCUUGGGACGGGCUCCUGGCAUGGAGGUUUGA